Molecule: messenger RNA, 1094 nt
Organism: Platichthys flesus (European flounder)
Lineage: Eukaryota; Metazoa; Chordata; Actinopteri; Pleuronectiformes; Pleuronectidae
Product: eukaryotic translation initiation factor 5A-1
Biological process (GO): positive regulation of translational termination; positive regulation of translational elongation
Molecular function (GO): ribosome binding; RNA binding; translation elongation factor activity
Source: RefSeq, a predicted model, not a curated record
CAGGCAUGGCAGACGCAGACCUGGACUUCCAGACCGGUGAUGCAGGGGCAUCCUCCACCUACCCACAGCAGUGUUCGGCCCUGCGCAAGAAUGGCUUCGUUUUGCUGAAAGGCCGACCCUGCAAGAUCGUGGAGAUGUCCACCUCCAAGACCGGCAAGCACGGCCACGCAAAGGUGCACAUGAUUGGUAUCGACAUCUUCACUGGAAAGAAGUACGAGGAUAUUUGUCCCUCCACCCACAACAUGGACGUCCCCAACAUCAAGAGAAUGGAUUACCAGCUCAUUGGGAUCACAGAGGGCUACCUGUCUCUGCUCCAGGACAGCGGGGAGGUGAGAGAGGACCUGAAGAUCCCUGAGGGAGACCUGGGUAGAGAGAUUGAGCUCAAGCACGAAGCCGGAGAGGAGAUCCUGGUCACCGUUCUAAAUGCAAUGGAGGAAGAAGUCGCCAUCGGCAUCAAAGCCUUGGGUAAAUAAGCCACUGCAGGGGCACACGCGAUGCACUGGAUCCGGGGAAGAGGAGGGGACAUUGCCUCGUCAAUGCUACUCUCCCUCUUUUCUUUCUUUUUUGUCUUUUUAGGUUUUCAUACUCUCUCUCUCUUUCUCUCUCUCUCCCCUGCUCUGUUCUCCGACCUUCGGCUUCGAUUAGCGAUGAACUCGAUAGAACGAUUGGAAACUUGAAUUGUAAAAAAAACAAACAACAAAUGAUGUACAUUCACACAUGAUUAAAGCCACACAUCCAAGUCCAGAUGUACAGAUGUAAAGACGUGUCGAGGGAGGUUCUCUCAAUAAUCACUGAGUUGGUCUGCAAACACCCAAUUAGCUACCUUCCACCAGGUGGAAAAAAAAUCGUCUAUAACGUCACAGCGGUUCUGUUAUAUACGUCCCCCUGUUUUAUUAAGGGCUUCAACUGUAGACCUGCAGUGUUCUGUUGAGGCUUGUUUCAGUGCGUGUGUCCUACAGGACCGGACACGUGACUCGUUUUGUCUCUUCUGUACGGCGCCUUUUCUUUUCAGCGAUUCAUCUGAACAAGUCCGUUCUGCUGUUGAUUUCAUCACCUGAAACUUGUCUAUUAAACAAAAGGUUACCAACACGGCA